CACACGCCAUGCCCGCCGACCUGCUCAACGCCGGCACCGUGCGCCUCACGCACGGCGCCGCAUCCGCCGACAUCCUCCUCUUCGGCGCCACCGUGCUCAGCGCCGUCGUCGGCGCCGACAAGCGCGAACUGCUCUUCCUCUCGCGCGCCAGUGCCCUCGACGGCUCGGCCGCCGUGCGCGGCGGCAUCCCCGUCGUCUUUCCGCUCUUUGGCGAGCUCGCAGACGUGCCCGAGGGCGCGGUGGGGCGCGACGACGUCAAGGACGCAGGGCGCCACGGCUUCGCUCGCACGCAGACCUGGACGCUCGAGCGCAGCGACGACAGCGACAGCAGCGCCAGCGUCACGCUCGUGCUCGACACACAGAAGCGCGACGACGUGCUCAAGCGCUACCCGUUCCCGUGCCUGCUGCGCUACACCGUCACCCUCGCGGCCGACUCGCUGUCGUGCAAGCUGGCCGUGCAGAACACCGGCUCAAAGACGAUGCACUUCCACGCCCUGCUGCACAACUACCUCAACGUGCCCGUGGCCGGCGCGCAGAUCAGCGGACUCAACAGCUCGUUCCGCGACAAGGUUUCCGGGCGGGAAGAGGCAGCUGCCUCGGGCAGCGCUCCUCUCACCAUGGACGGCGCCGAGACGGACCGCGUGUACGCCGACCGCGACACCGUCGAGGCGCGCAGUGCCGCCGGUCGUGGUGUCAAGCUGUCGCGCAGUGCCGACGGCUUCGCACAGACGGUGCUUUGGAACCCAGGAGAGAAGGGCGCAGGCAUGAAGGACAUGCACAAGGAGGGCGAGACCGAGUUUGUCUGCGUCGAGCCGGGCUACGUGGCCGAGCUCAAGGCGCUGGCCGCUGGCGAGGAGUGGGUCGCAGAACAGACGCUCUCCCCUCUGUAGACCGGAACUGCAAAAGGUGGAAUAGCAAUGCAUGCGAUUAGUGCGCCCCCGGCGUCUUCGUGUCCGCCAUGGCGUCAAGU
This is a messenger RNA of Tilletiopsis washingtonensis, 970 nucleotides long. Its product is annotated as galactose mutarotase-like protein. Lineage: Eukaryota; Fungi; Basidiomycota; Exobasidiomycetes; Entylomatales. The transcript is spliced from 3 exons. Gene Ontology annotation, biological process: carbohydrate metabolic process. The record is from RefSeq and is a predicted model, not a curated record. Gene Ontology annotation, molecular function: isomerase activity; carbohydrate binding. Bases 9 to 890 code for a protein of 293 amino acids.